AUGUUGGCCCAGCCCCCUUGCCCCUGUGUCGGACCCGCGUGGGGAUUCAAGUGCCCCUACUGUCAGAAGGGCUUCAAGGGAAAGCUUCACAUCCGCACACACACAGGAGAGAAACCUUACAAUUGUGGUGUUUGUGGCAAGGCAUUUGGUGGUCGCUCUGACAUGAACCGUCAUUUGCGCAUACACACUGGUGAGAAGCCAUACCCAUGUAAGGUCUGCGGCAAAAAGUUUGCUCGUGCAGACUACCUGUCAAAGCACAUUACCACGCACCUCGGGAUUCCAUUUGCCAAGCCAGUGCAUACUAGAAAGCUCUUUCCUCUAUUGCUGACGGCCAGUGGCUUGUGCUGGGCCAGGAGGCUUGAGGUCAUAGUACAAGGUAGGUUAGUGUGGGCGUGGGUUGUAUCCAGUGCCCUGUGGAGUUACUCUCCCUCUUACCACCCAACCAACUGCACCAUCUGCGUCACCUGGCCGCUUCCCAGUGCGACAUGA
Penaeus vannamei (Pacific white shrimp) is the source of this 489-nucleotide messenger RNA. NCBI's taxonomy places the organism in Eukaryota, Metazoa, Arthropoda, Malacostraca, Decapoda, Penaeidae. The record is from RefSeq and is a predicted model, not a curated record.